Molecule: messenger RNA, 1252 nt
Organism: Telopea speciosissima
Lineage: Eukaryota; Viridiplantae; Streptophyta; Magnoliopsida; Proteales; Proteaceae
Product: class V chitinase-like
Exons: 2
Coding region: 52-1215 (387 amino acids)
Biological process (GO): carbohydrate metabolic process; chitin catabolic process
Cellular component (GO): extracellular region
Molecular function (GO): chitinase activity; chitin binding
Source: RefSeq, a predicted model, not a curated record
AGAUAUCGUACGUACCCAAAAAACAGUUUGACCAGGUAUGAAAAUAAAUCUAUGGGGUUUAUAAAUACUUACCGAAACUCCAAGUCUCAUCAAUUAAAACAGAGCUACCACCUCUGCCCAGAACCAAUGGCCUUACAAAACCUAAUCUUUCUCUUCUUUUCUCUUCUCAUCGCGCAGUUUCCUUCUUCCACAGCUCAAAAUGUGGUUAAAGCCACUUACUGGUUCCCUGAUAGUGGAAUCUCAGCCUCUGACAUCAACUCUUCUCUGUUCACUCACAUCUUCUGCGCUUUCGCCGAUCUCAACCCUCAAACGAAUGAGGUCACCAUCUCCAGCAACAACCAAAAUUCUUUCUCCACCUUCACCAGCACAGUUCAACAAAAGAGCCCAUCAAUCAAGACACUCUUAUCAAUCGGUGGCGGAAACUCAAACGCCAGCGAUUUUGCUGCCAUGGCAAGCCAAGCUUCUUCACGGAAGACCUUCAUCGAUUCCUCCAUUAGUAUCGCCAGAUCCUAUGGAUUCUAUGGCCUCGACCUCGAUUGGGAAUCGCCUCGAAACGAUUUAGAGAUGUCUAACAUGGGCUUGCUCUUAGAUGAGUGGAGAACCGCCGUGAACAACGAGUCGAGUGACUCGCCCCUACUGUUGACCGCUGCGGUUUACUACUCCUCGGUCCUGGACUCAGUGAGUUUCCCAGUUGACUCAAUCGGAAAUGACUUGGAUUGGAUCAACAUUAUGGCUUACGAUUAUUACAUGCCAUCUUGGUCAAACCUGACCGGUGCUCACGCGCUUCUAUACGACCAGCCGGACCGAGUCAGCACAAGUUCGGGGGUUGAUUCCUGGACCGGGGCUGGUUUGUCAACAGCGCAGAUGGUCUUGGGAAUGCCUUACUAUGGCUAUGCAUGGAAACUGGUUGACCUGGCGAACCAUGGUAUAGGUGCACCGGCAACCGGACCGGCGCUUUCUGAAUCCGGUGCUGUGCGUUAUGUGGACAUCAAGACAUUCAUUCAGAAUAAUGGAGCCACGUCAGUGUACAACGCGACCGUUGUAGCCAAUUACUGCUAUUCUGGAACCACGUGGAUUGGUUUUGAUGACGUGGAGUCAAUUAGGGCAAAGGUUUCAUAUGCUAAGGAGAAAGGACUGUUAGGGUAUUUCACUUGGCAUGUUGCCAAUGACGACAAUUGGGUACUUUCUGAAGAAGCUUAUUCAGGGUGGACCUAACUCCUAAGCUUCCCAAGUAUCUGAAUGUUCAACUAAA